UGCUGGUAGGCCCAGCCCGAGUGAGGCGGGAAAGCCGAGGCGCCGAAUGGCCGAACGGCGGAGCGGAAUCCCCUCGGCAGCAGCAGCAGCAGCGGCGGCGGGCGGCGCCAUGAGGCUGAGGUGACGUCGCUUUCAAACGCCAACCGCCGCCGGGAAGCGCGGGGUUGGAACGGGCGCCGCACACCAGGCGCUGCCCCCGGGGAGAAGGCAACGUCAUAACCGUCACAGGGAAGUGGGCCGAAAAGAAGAUGUGACUUCCCAGGAAAAAUGAAAGCAAGUGGUUUGAAAAGCAGCAACAAAGGACAGUUGCCCUGUGAUAUGCAAGGAAGAACAGAAAGAAGUAGGCCUCCGUUGAAAACUGUAAAGAAAGAUUCCACAAAGUCAGACAAAUUUAAAUACAAACCACUUACUGGGAAAGUGUUCUAUCUUGACAUUCCAUCUAGUGCCGUCUCUGAAAAACUAGCAAAAGAUCUUAAAGAGUUGGGAGGGAGAAUUGAAGGAUUUCUGAGUAAAGAUAUUACCUAUCUAAUUUCUAAUAAGAAGGAAGCAAAAUUUGCUCAGACUUUUGGACCAAUAUCUCCGGUGCCAAGCCCAGACUCUAUAUACAAUGGUGGAAACAGUUCACCACAUCCAAGCAGCAGAAGAGAUAGACAUGAUGGAAGUUCAUGUAAACCAGCAGAUUCAAUGCGUAUGAGUAGAGGAAAAUCCUUAGUUGAAAGAGCAAUCAAGGAACAGGAAUUAAUCCCUUCAGGUAGCAUACUAUCUAAUGCCUUGAGCUGGGGAGUGAAAAUACUUCAUGUGGAUGAUAUUAAAAAUUAUAUUGAUCAAAAGAAGAAAGAUCUCGCUCUGAUCAAGAAAUCAAGCACAGAAAUCAAAGAUGUUGAAAAAGAGAGAAGUGAUCAGAGAACAAAAAGUAAACUGAAAAAUCCUUUUCUGAAGGUAGAAGAUAGAAGAUGUCAUUACAGACCAUUUUACAUUCAACUGUCCAGUUUUCCUGUUAUCAACUAUUCUAAUCCAAGACCUUGUAGUCCAUUUGAUGUAGAAAAGAAGAAUGCUAAUGGCCAAAAGGAAAUUCAGAAUAAGCAAAGAAACCCAGAAAAUAAAGAGAAAGAGAAGGCCCCAGUACAAGUUCCUCCAAAGCAGAAGAAGAGAAAAGGAUACUGUGAAUGCUGUCUGAAGAAGUAUGAUGAUCUUCAAGCUCAUGUUGAAAGUGAGCAACAUCAGAAUUUUGCACAAAGUUUGCAUUAUCAGGUUGUGGAUGACAUCAUUUCCAAAGUUUCCUGUGACUUUUUAGAAUUCAGGGAGAACACACCAAAAAUUAAAAGGCGAAAAUGUAGCGUUGGACAAUUUGCUCCUCUUAUUGGGACAAAAACAGAGGAAAUGAAAGAAAGGAUGAAGAGGCAAGAUAUGCCACUGAGGUGGUAUUCUAGAAAAAUAAUGCAGACAGUGAAGGAAAGUUCUCAAUGCCUGGAAGCCCGUCCUAAUUCUGCACUCAAGAAUUCUACCUCUGAACCUUUACAUUCUGUUUAUUCCUACCACACCAUCUGUUCUUCAGAUGCAUCGCGGAAAGUGAGCGGCAACACUGAGAGUGGUAAAAUGUCAAAAGCCUCCAACUUAACAGAGAUUGCUUUAUCCACAAACCUGUAUCAGCUGCCUCCCGAGAAAGAAAUUAAAGUGUGUACGAAAAACCUGUCUGAAAUAUAUGAGCAUUAUGAGUCUGUUUCAAGGCCGAAUUUGCAUGGGUUUUCAACAAAUCUAAACUUGCUCCACAAUCAAAUCCAGGGCCCAGAAAAGAACCAUAUCUCAAUGCCCAAAAGAAAGUUGAACAAUGGCGCUCUUCUGCCAGCAAAAUGUUUGAAGAAAGUGGAUACUCAUUCAAGGGUUGACAAAGAUGUUGCUGACCUUCGCAGAGAGAGCAGUUUUCCUAGAGAACUUUCAGUCCUCUUAGAGACAGAGAAACCACCACACAGUCCCCUUGCAAACAAAGAGCCCAGUGACACGAGAGAUACCAGUACACAAAGUUCACCUUCAAUAAAACUCAGCAGGAAAGUCAUACACUCCGUUGGGAGGAAUAAAAAAGAAAUUUCAAGACAAAAUAUAAGGGUAUGCUCACAGCCGACUGAUAAACCAUCUGCUCCAGAGAAAAUAACUGCACAAGGCUCAUCAACAAAUGCACUAUUACAGUUAUUUCAGACCAGCGAUACAAACUCUGAUUUUGCGGGGUUUUCAAGUAUUCAGGAAAACAAAGAAUCCAGUUUAAUGAAAGAAACUUGGGAAGACCAGCAUACAGAUCUUCUGUGGUCUUUGUUUUCUACUUCUGCUUCGUCGUCACCAUUUAUUGGAUUCUAACCCUGCUUUAUUUCAAACGAGUUUUGAAUAAAGGUGCGACCUGAAAGAUA
Molecule: messenger RNA, 2399 nt
Organism: Anolis carolinensis (green anole)
Lineage: Eukaryota; Metazoa; Chordata; Lepidosauria; Squamata; Anolidae
Gene: dbf4
Product: DBF4-CDC7 kinase regulatory subunit
Exons: 13
Coding region: 268-2349 (693 amino acids)
Biological process (GO): regulation of cell cycle phase transition; positive regulation of nuclear cell cycle DNA replication
Cellular component (GO): Dbf4-dependent protein kinase complex
Molecular function (GO): nucleic acid binding; zinc ion binding; protein serine/threonine kinase activator activity
Source: RefSeq, a predicted model, not a curated record